AAUUAUACUAUCUAUGAAUGGACACAUUAUAGUUAUUCAAUAAUUUACAUUACCGCGAAGACAUUCUACACAGUAAUGUUAGCGAUAAAAUUAUAUACAUGGGGCAAAACCUACGUAAUAGUGCUUUCCUUGUUUCUUCCGAACAUUUUACGGACCCGGAACGUCUUCCGGUUGAUGAUGUCGGAUUUCUGUGCAUGCCGCGCAGUGCAGCCGUUGUCAAAGUCGUAGCUGGAGACCACCUGAACUGUCACAAUGGGGAUACUGGAGAAAAUCUCAGAGAUAGAGAAAGAAAUUUCUCGGACACAGAAAAACAAAGCCACCGAGUACCAUCUUGGAUUGCUCAAGGCCAAACUAGCUAAAUACAGAGCUCAGCUUCUGGAGCCCUCCAAGUCAUCGGGGGCCAAAGGCGAGGGCUUCGAUGUCAUGAAAUCAGGAGAUGCACGUGUUGCUCUUAUUGGUUUCCCCUCUGUGGGUAAGUCCACCUUCCUUAGUUUGAUGACAUCAACAGCCAGUGAAGCUGCUUCCUACGAGUUCACUACGCUUACCUGCAUACCUGGUGUCAUAGAGUACAAAGGAGCCAACAUCCAGUUGCUAGAUCUGCCAGGAAUCAUUGAGGGUGCUGCGCAAGGUAAGGGUAGAGGUCGGCAGGUCAUUGCUGUUGCCAGGACCGCAGAUGUCGUCAUCAUGAUGUUGGAUGCCACCAAAGGAGAUGUUCAGAGAGAACUUCUAGAAAAAGAAUUGGAGUCAGUGGGAAUCAGACUCAACAGGACGAAACCAAAUAUUUAUUUCAAGCCCAAGAAAGGUGGUGGCCUCUCCUACAACUCCACACUUCCUCUCACCCACUGUUCAGAAAAGCUGGUUCAGCUCAUCCUUCACGAAUACAAAAUCUUUAAUGCAGAAGUCCUCUUCAGGGAGGACAGCACACCAGACGAGUUCAUUGACGUCAUCGUUGGGAACAGAGUUUACAUGCCUUGCCUAUACGUCUACAAUAAGGUGGAUCAAAUCUCCAUCGAGGAAGUGGACCGCCUGGCUCGCGAACCUCACAGUGUUGUCAUCAGUUGUGGGAUGAAGCUGAACCUGGAUUAUCUUCUGGAGACGCUGUGGGAAUACCUGGCUCUGAUUUGCAUUUACACUAAGAAAAGAGGAGAGCGCCCUGAUUUUAAUGAUGCCAUCAUUAUGAGAAGAGGUGCAACAGUAGAACAUGUGUGCCAUCGAAUCCACAGAACCUUAGCCAGCCAGUUCAAAUACGCCCUGGUUUGGGGAACCAGUACCAAGUACAGCCCGCAGAGGGUCGGCUUAACGCACGUUAUGGAGCACGAGGACGUCAUCCAGAUUGUUAAGAAAUAAAACAAGCUUGUGACUGGACAGGAGAGACUUAGCAAGAGGAGUCAAAUUUUUGUUGGAGUUGAAUUGAGGAAAAAGUACUGUACAGUAGAUGUACAGCAAUGGCCCAUAGCCACCAUUCUUAUUUUGUAUAAGAUAAUUAAUAAAAAAAGAUUAGAGACAUCAGAUUUGGAUUGAGGAGAGGAACCAGUGUAUUUUAUCUUUUGAUUAAGAUAAGACAUUAAUUGAGAUGGAGAAAUAAAGUCCA
Messenger RNA from Monopterus albus (swamp eel), 1591 nucleotides. RefSeq names its product developmentally regulated GTP binding protein 2 (gene drg2). The record is from RefSeq and is a predicted model, not a curated record. The transcript has 14 exons. Gene Ontology annotation, molecular function: GTPase activity; GTP binding. Bases 253 to 1347 code for a protein of 364 amino acids. Lineage: Eukaryota; Metazoa; Chordata; Actinopteri; Synbranchiformes; Synbranchidae.